GGCUGAAACUGGCUGGGCUGAGAGGCGUGAGUACCGGACCUGGGAGAUGCGAAGCCAGGUGAUCGGGGUGGAGGAAACCCAGGAGCACCGAGAAGCGCAGCAGCACCGCUAACAGCAGGACCAGCUCGUCGCACUGUGCCUGGUGCUGUGCCGCGCAUGGCUGGCACGGUGCUCGGCGUGGGGCCGGGUGUGUUCAUCCUCGCCCUGCUCUGGGUGUUGGUGCUGCUGCUGUGUGCCCUGCUGUCCAGAGCCUCAGGGGCAGCGAGGUUCUCUGCCGUUUUCGUGUUCCUCGGUGCUCUGAUCAUCACAGCCGUUCUGUUGCUUUUCCCUCGAGCCAGUGACGCCCCAGCCCCCGAGGCAGAGGUGAAGAUUGUAGAUGCCUUUUUCAUUGGCCGCUAUGUCCUGCUGGCUUUCCUCACUGCCGCCUUCCUUGGAAGCCUUUUCUUGGUUCUAAUCCAUCACAUCCUGGAGCCAAUCUAUGCCAAACCACUGCGGUCCUACUGAGUCGUCUUCAGGAAAACCAAGACCUUGUUCUCCCCCGCGCUUUGAUGUCACUGGUGAGCAGCAAGGUACUGUUCAGAGCUUUGUGUUGACAGCCUUCCUGCCUUAAGAUCAGAGGAUCAUCUCUUCAUCACGAAGACAAAUCCGUUGAGUCCUGGCUUCCAGAAACAGGAUUGCAGAAUUGCCCCCGAGGAAAGAUUUCUCACCAGCUUAAGGGGGAUAUCACUGUCUUCUCAGCACCUGUACCUCAGGUUUUCCACCUCUUUUGAAAAGGAAAUAGCAACAGCGAUCUGCUUAGGUUUUUCAGUCAAGACAUCAGCAAGUGAAUUUUGAGAAAAAGGGUACUUUAGCUUCUCCUGUCCAACGGAUGGAAGAACUUGGUCCUUUUUGAUAAUAGGUGAAAUACUUAAUUUCAAGGUCAAGAUCAUUUGGGAAAGAAAGGCCCUCCAAGUUCAUAAGAUUAUUUUAAUGUGGUGACUUGGAGACAUGUAUCAGAUGCCAGCUAUGCAGCACUCUGCAUGUCACACCACGAGGCUCCACAAAGGCCUUGGUGUCACUUUCCGCUGCCUUGAGAAAGCAGUCAACAGCAGUCAGAGGACUGCCUUUCACCUCGAACUCCUGGGCACAGCUUCCUGAAUCUAGCAUUUCAAUAGUUCAGGUUCAUGGGGGGAUUAGAGGCAGAGUUUGGAAACAUCAGCUGUGUGUCCUGCGGCUCUCUCUAGAUGCUUCUCCCAGUAUUUGGUGGUCUUUGUUCCUUUAUUUAGUGUAAGUGUCCAUGUUGAGUUACUGUCAUCUCUUUCAUCUUUGUAGCUCUUUCUCCAAAGCUGAUAAGGAAUGUCUAUCCCCAGGCUUAGAUAAAACUUUAUACGUAAGUUCCCAGACCAAGUGAAAUCUGUCAUUAAAUGGUGGGUGGGGGCGAGUAGCUCUAGGCUGUUUCCACUUUGGGAGUCAACCUGGCACCCAAAAACUAUUUGAGGGACCUUCUGGCUGAAAAUUAAGAACCAGAAAACAAGUUGGAAAAAGAACUUUGGUAGAGUACAUGCUAUGUGCCAGUACUGCACAAGUCUUUUUUUUCCCCCCCUCCACAAAUGUAAAUGACAAGCCUGUGUGUUAAGGGCAAAAAUAAACUUUUGUACAAAGGGUAUUUUAACUCGGCCUGCCUUCUGUAGAUCCCAUAACUACUGGCCGUGGUGAAGUGAAUGAUGGAUCACUUUAUAUCUUUAUGCUCAAAACAAUCAUGUCCAACCCUUAAGGAAAAAAAAAAAAAAACAAACCCCACAGGAAUGGGAUAAGAAAUAGAAGGCUGAGAGAGCACAAAAUCACAAAAUGAAUUUUGCUAAUUUCUAUGGGGGGGGGGACCCUGAUAAUCAAUGGUUAAUAUGGUACCCCUUGUGCUCAGGCCUUCCUGGAGACAGAGCUUAGAGGGUGUCCCUUAAAUACAAACAGAAAUCAUCUCAGGGUUGCCAUUCGUUGUUCUUUGAUCAAUGGCCUCAGCACAGGUUGUGCUACCCAGAGGGAAUCCUGUGGUAAAGAAACUGGUGAUCCCACUGUUUGGGAGGUGGGAGGAGAGCAAGUCAGGGCUUCUAUGUAAGAAAACAGGUUAUUUCAGUUCAGUUCAAUUCAGUCACUCCGUUGUAUCUGACUCUUUUGUGACCCCAUGGACUGCAGCAUAGCCUCUUAAAAUUGUAUCCUGACCAAGACUACUUCAGGACAUUACCCUCUACUGAUCCACUAGGUGGCGCUGUCUCAAGCUGGCAGAAUACACUAGGUAAUUUUUUGACAAGUUCUUUCUGUGUCUCAUAAAAUAGAAGUAAAGCUA
This is a messenger RNA of Budorcas taxicolor (takin), 2320 nucleotides long. It is a transcript of the gene TMEM218, whose product is annotated as transmembrane protein 218. Bases 157 to 504 code for a protein of 115 amino acids. The transcript is spliced from 4 exons. NCBI's taxonomy places the organism in Eukaryota, Metazoa, Chordata, Mammalia, Artiodactyla, Bovidae. The record is from RefSeq and is a predicted model, not a curated record.